AUGGAAGCACUGUGGAAUUUAGAGGACAAAUGGAACCUAACAACCCAACAAGCACUCCUUCUAUUUGCAUGCACUGCCUUUGCUGUCAUCGGCCUAUGCACUGCAACCAUGCUAAAAAGGAGGGCCCAAAGAAAGCCAAUGGCGAACCAAGACCCUGCAACUUCUGAUGCCUCCAUUACGUGGUCUGAUAAUCAUGAGUCUCACUCUAGUAACUUGGUCAGAAUAAGGAGGAUAUUGAUGGAGUCGAUGAGGUGGAGCGAAGCAAGCAAGUGGGAGGAGGAGACAAGUGUUGGGAGCCUGGGAGAGAGGUCACCGCCACAGCCACUUCUUGGGUUUGGAGAGUGUGAGUCGUCGUCGAGGUCUGGUGUGGGGUGGCCAAGCCAUAACUCGGUGUCACCAGUGUGGCAGAGGCCAAUACUAAUGGGGGAGAAAUGUGAGUUGCCGAGGUUCAGUGGACUUAUUCUCUACGAUGAAAGAGGAAGGCUGCUUGAUCACUCUCUUGAAUCAUCGCCCAAGGAAAAUAUCCACCAGGAGAAAUCGGCUGCUGUUUUGAGAACUACGCUAAGGGAUUUGCUGUAA
This is a messenger RNA of Hevea brasiliensis (rubber tree), 579 nucleotides long. RefSeq lists its product as uncharacterized. The coding region runs from base 1 to 579 and encodes 192 amino acids. Lineage: Eukaryota; Viridiplantae; Streptophyta; Magnoliopsida; Malpighiales; Euphorbiaceae. The record is from RefSeq and is a predicted model, not a curated record. The transcript is spliced from 2 exons.